This is a messenger RNA of Thlaspi arvense, 1050 nucleotides long. Lineage: Eukaryota; Viridiplantae; Streptophyta; Magnoliopsida; Brassicales; Brassicaceae. The record is from the annotation of a GenBank genome assembly.
AUGAGAUUAAAUCCUAACGUUCAGAAACCAGAGAUGCACAAGAACACACCAGAGAUGAACUUCGUCAAGUCUUUAGGAAAAGGUGCGUACGGCUCUGUCGAUCUCUACGGUUACACAAAAGACGACGGCACGAUGUUCUACACAGCCGUGAAGAUCUCUGAUCAUCAGAAUUACGAUUCCGUCGACACAGAAUUUCGAAUUCUCUCGGAACUCAGAGGAUGUCCUGGAAUCGUGCAGUUAUUUGGUAAUUCUCUGCUUCAAGGAAUCGAUUUCAAUGGAACCAAAGUCUACAAGAUGGCAAUGGAGUACGCAGCAGCUGGUACCCUAACCAGUUUCAUCCGUAGAAACAGAAAGUUAUCCGACUCGGUCAUCAGAGACUUCACUCGUGCGAUUCUACAAGGACUGGUCUCGAUUCAUAGUCACGGUUAUGUCCAUUGCGAUCUUAAACCGGACAAUCUUCUUUUGUUUCCGCGUUACGACGAAGGAACGUGGUAUUGUUCGUACGAGUUAAAGAUUUCGGAUUUUGGAUUGUCGAUAAAGGCAGGAGACAAAUCUGACUGUUGGGAAACGGAUUCUCCGUUUGUGGGAACGCAUGCUUACAUGUCACCGGAGUCUGUCCGCGACGGUGGCACGGUCGAUAAAACCCUAGAUUUGUGGUCGCUAGGUUGCAUACAUCCAUGGUCAGGGGUCAGUGUUGAUGAUUUGAAGCUUCGUCUAUUGGAUGAAAACGCACCAGAGAUUCCAGAGACUGUGCCGUGCGGUGCAAGACAGUUUAUGGAGAAGUGUUUCGCAAGGAAGCCUGAGGAGAGAGGAAGCGCUUCAGAGUUGUUGCUGCAUCCUUUUUUGAUAGGAGACCAGAGGAUCGUUGAUGCCGGCGCCGGCGGAGAGAGGAGGCGAGUGGGGUCGAGGAUUAGAAAAUCUCCGCCGAAGUUGGAUGGUAUCACGAAGGCACCAUUAAAACUGAAGAUUAUUUCAUCGAAGGCGUCACAGAUUAAGAGAAUGUCGAAUAAACCCCUAAAGUUGAGGAUUCUUCCUCCGAGAUCCGCAUAA